This is a messenger RNA of Aspergillus ibericus CBS 121593, 1923 nucleotides long. RefSeq names its product cation:proton antiporter. Gene Ontology annotation, cellular component: membrane. Bases 114 to 1883 code for a protein of 589 amino acids. The transcript is spliced from 2 exons. Lineage: Eukaryota; Fungi; Ascomycota; Eurotiomycetes; Eurotiales; Aspergillaceae. The record is from RefSeq and is a predicted model, not a curated record. Gene Ontology annotation, molecular function: antiporter activity. Gene Ontology annotation, biological process: proton transmembrane transport.
UGUUGUGUUCAGGAUACUGCUAACAAACCACCAAAACCCACUACUCUUCCCGAUAUAGCCGCAUUCUUGCGUCCGUACUGCCUCCAUAUUUGACCUCGAAGGAUAAGCCCAGUAUGGCUGUCAGUGAGACAGCUCUGCCUUACGAUGAACCGUCUAUUUCCACAGUCCUCAAUCUGGCGGGAUUUCUUCUAGCUCUGAACAUGGUCAAUGCCUGCCUGGACAAGCUCCUAUACUGUGGACUGAUAGGUCAGCUGUUCAUCGGCAUUCUCUGGGGAACCCCCGGGGGGAAAUGGCUCGACCGCGAUACAGAAACAGCGAUCCAGCAGCUGGGAUACCUGGGUCUGAUCAUGCUCGUAUACGAGGGUGGUCUGUCGACAUCACUUCCAUCCGUAAGAGCAAACCUUUUCUUGUCAAUUGCCGUGGCUCUUACCGGCAUCGGAACUCCAAUGGCUUUAUCAUUCAUCCUCAUGAAGCUGGUUUCUGCGACACCGCUCCAGGCUUUCUCUGCCGGAGCGGCCCUUAGCGCAACCAGUCUGGGCACCACUUUCACCAUCCUCUCAACUACUAGGCUCAUCAAGACACGGCUUGGUACAAUCACUACUAGUGCGGCCAUGCUAGAUGACGUCGUGGGUCUGGUUAUGGUCCAGAUCAUUACAAACCUCGGCGGAAGUAGCAACUCGUUCAGUCCAGUGACCGUCAUUAGACCCAUAAUCGUUUCCCUUGGAUUCGGUGUAGGUGUGGUGCUGGGAUGCAGAUUGUGCAUCGGACCAAUCUUGCGCAUGAUCUUCGCGAAGAGAGACAUGAUACCGGGUGUCAUGAAGACGCUCCAGUUUGCUUUUCUGGUUUACACAUGCCUCUUGAUCGGGUUGAUAGCCGGGGCCACUUACGCAGGAACAUCCAGUUUGUUCGCUGCGUAUCUCGCUGGCGUCAUGACUUCGUGGAUUGAUGAUUUUUUUGAAGGGAACUUGCAAAGAGAGUGCCAUGUCACUAGCAAUACUGAUGACUUUGCUGAAUCAAGCUGUGGAAACAUUGCUCAGGACAUGCAAGGCAGAUCCACGCAUCCUGCAGCUCCAAGCAUACCCCACGAAAAGACCCCAACUGGGAAAUUGGCGUAUGAGAAAUACUACGCCCCACCUGUCAGUCGAGUUUUGACGCCUCUCUUCUUUGCGUCGAUUGGAUGUGCAAUCCCCAUCACUGAAAUGUUCAAUGGGAUCGUGGUAUGGAAAGGGAUAGUCUAUGCUGUUCUCAUGUCCAUUGGAAAGUUGGUCACAGGGAUAUGGUUGGUUAGACUCUCCUUCGGACGAGUAUCGAACGUGAUCCGCGCUUUAUCGACCCCCUGUCAUUAUGUGGCGUUGUUCUGCACUCAUAUGCCCAAAGCAGAGUAUGGAAGAAAGGGUAGUAAGGAUCAGGGCAAUCGUGACGGCCAGGCGGAUAACCGCUCUCAAGAACAGCCUGUCGCGCGUGGGAACGAGUCAGAACAACAAUCUGGCCCAGACUCGAACGGCGGGCAUGAAGGCCAUGAUGGAGCAGGUUCCAAUACACCUGCGAAAGGACAUGCAGGUCAGCCAGGGCAGCCUGCGCCGUCCGUUUCCUCGCCUCCCAAGCCUAAAUCCCUCUAUCCCCCGUCGAUCCUCGGACUUGCAAUGGUAGCUCGAGGCGAGGUAGGCUAUCUCGUUGCAUCUCUCGCGGAAUCAAAGGGGAUCUUUGGUGAGAGCCCGGCUGGUGGUUCUUCCGAGGCCUACCUCGUCGUUAUUUGGGCCAUCUCUUUGUGUACCUUGAUUGGACCAAUAAGCGUUGGCACCCUCGUCAAGAGAGUCAAAACUCUGCAGCAAAGACGCAUCAACUCGGGCGGUCCAGAUCCUUUAGGAGUCUGGGGUAUCUGAUGGGUCAAAAUCUUGGUAGGGUGGAGACAACCAUGCGGCU